UGGUAGUGUAGUAGCACUAGUUGUAAAUUUGUUUGUAUCUGUCUGGCUUGUGAGUUGGUUGUGUAGUUACUUUAUAGUUGUAUACUAUUUUAUUUUGUGAAUAUAAUAACUAGGGACUACUAGAGAGCGUUCAUACUUCAUAUAAAAGUAAUAGAUUUAGGUGAUCAACCAUGGCCCAAAAUAAUGAUGUACCACCGAAGGAGCGAUAUAUCCCUAAUGGCUUAAAAUUCGCUUUUGGUGGUCUCGCGGGCAUGGCUGCAACGUGUGUAGUGCAGCCUUUGGACUUGAUAAAAACAAGAAUGCAGCUAAGCGGAAGUGGGAGAACUUCUUUUGCUGUUGCCGGGGAGAUUGUGGCCCGAGAAGGCUUCUUUUCACUAUAUGCAGGCCUCUCGGCAGGCCUCCUACGACAAGCAACAUAUACUACAACAAGAUUAGGGGUUUAUAAUAUUUUAUUUGACUCUUAUAAAGAACGCAACGCGGGGACCGCACCAGGUUUCGGCAUCAAGACGUUAUUGGGUGUGGCUGCGGGCUCCAUCGGCGCGUUCGUGGGCACCCCAGCCGAGGUGGCUCUCAUCAGGAUGACGGCAGACGGGAGACUGCCCAAAGAACAGAGGAGGAACUAUAAGAACGUCGCUGAUGCUUUGGUGAGAAUAGUGAGAGAAGAAGGCGUUUUAAAGUUAUGGCGAGGGGCCACUCCCACAGUGGGGCGCGCCAUGGUGGUCAACGCUGCCCAACUCAGCACAUACUCACAGGCACGAGAGGCAUUUGUGUCGUACGUGCCGGACGGCAUCGCGCUGCACUUCUGCGCGUCCAUGGUGUCCGGCCUCGUCACCACCAUCGCGUCCAUGCCUGUGGACAUCAUCAAAACCAGAAUCCAAAACGCGGCAAAAGGCGAAGGUCAGCUGGCCGUGGUGUCUAACCUCCUGCGCAACGAAGGGGUAUUGUCACUAUGGAAAGGAUUCCUCCCAUACUACGCUCGUCUCGGACCGCACACUGUCCUUACGUUCAUUUUCUUAGAACAAAUGAACUCUGCUUACUUUAAAUUCACGUAAUGUGUAUUUUUUUAAAUUACCCACUUCAGAUUCAGGCGUCCAGUCCAAUUUCCUACUGUCAAUGUCAAUUUGACACUUAACGAAUCUGACAGUUAUUGGACAGCCAGCGCGAUCUGGUGGCAGAAAUUCGACUGCGUUAUAUGGGCAUUUGAAUUCGGUCGAGCUAUUUAAGGUGCUCAUUCACCGGGAGCAUUUGUCAAGAUUAGGGUUCAGCAUAAAUUAUGCCUAAACACAUUAAUUUUGGACACAUACAUACCUGUCGUUUACCUGCACCUAUGCACCUGGUGAAUGAUCGCCUUUAUAAAGGUUAUUUUGAGUCUAGAAUAUAGUUAUCAAAUAGUUGAAAGUGUACGCUAAUGUUGUGAUACAUUCUUACCAAUAGAUAGGAGAUAUAGCGUUGGUAUAUUGUGUUAGAAAAUUGGGCUCAAAAUUAAAUCUUUUAUGACAUGUUGUACAUAAAUAUGAUUUUUAUGAGCAUAUCUCUGCAAUAGUAAUUAAAUGUAGUGAUCACAUUGUUAUAUGGUCUUAAAUCGGUUAUAUAAAAAAAAACUAAUGUAUGUAUGUAACAUGGGAACAAAUCUGAUGAUGUUAUCGUCCAAGUGACACACAUAAGAGCCAUGCCCCAUUGCUCAGUUGCGCCCCGUUGUAGGUCCGUCGUGCUUGGUUGUUUUCUACGUGCGUGUUCGGGGCAUAGCUCUUUAAGAAUUGUUUGUUCGUGUGCCCAAGAAUUUUGUUUUAACAAUGGCAGUUUGUAGUCUACAAAGGCUAUAUACAAGGCAAGAACACUACGAUUGGGCUGAAUUUGCUUUCUUACACAAAUAACUUAUUAUUUAUUGAAUGUGAUUGAGAUUUUAUUGUAAACAAAUUGAAAUAAAUAUUCUCAAAAUUGAAUGAAUUUAUUAGACAAUGUAUACUUUGACUAGAUUAAGUAAUAACUAAGCGAAUGUUACUUUCGUAUGAAAAGGUAUGUGACAUUGUAAAUAUUUUACAUUUAUAAUUCUUAAUAUAUUACAAUGAAAUUAAUAUUUGUGCCAAAUGAAUUACAUUCGAUUUUGGGUUAUUUAAUGGAAAAUCUCAUACAUUUUUGAUUUCUUUUGUUGUUCAUAUUUAUAACUUUAUCAAUGCCUAUAAUGAUUCCGAUGUACGCUUAAAAUGUUAUUUUUCUAUGUUUAUUUAUGCAAUUUACCUCAAAUGUAUGUUCCAAUUUUUUAACUUAAUUUAAGUGAAAAUCCUAUUUUAUCUCGUAAAAGAAACUCAACUUUAUGGGGUGAAUUUCGUAACUUGAUGAAAAUAAAACGCGAAAUAUUACGAAUACUAUUUUGUGAACCUGUUUUUUUGAAAUAUCAUAUAUAAGUGAUAAUAUUCACAACAAAUGACAGAAUAUAAAAUCAGGGGUCAUUGCACUGAAUUCCUACUUCCAAUGGAAUGGUCUAUAGCUUAACUUCUUUUUUGAAAUGUUUACAUUAUUAGGCAUUAAUUUUUCACCUCAUUACUUGGCAUUAUCUUAAAAAGUAACAUAUAAAAAAUAAUGCGAAGAAUUGGGGUAAAAAGCUUUUGCUGAAGAUUUUUGAGUUUUUUUGGCGAUGUGUGUUUAGUCGCUUCAAAGCCAAAGCAUUCGGGUCAAUUUGUAUAUUUUUCGGUGUGUGUUAAAUUGAAGUGAAAAGUAUUUCAUUAAAUCAAAAUCUUUUAAAAUUUUGUAAAAGAUCCACUAAUAAUAUACCUCUACUUUGACACACCGUUUGACAAAUUGUGUAUGAAUUUCACGAAGUGGUGGUGUAACAGAACUGUUACCAUUAAUUAACUUUGUAUACAUUUAUCACAGAUAUAUUUAUUGCUUCCUCUGUAUGUGUUUUCUUCGUGCAAUAAAUAGUUUACAAACAAACAAGAACAUUACUUUGUAAUGUUUUUAUAUCAGUGACAUUUAUGGAAUACUAUUGUGAUAUUUAACAAAAACAUCCUUGUCAAAAUCUUAGCACACCUUGGUUAUGGUUAGAUCAUUUCUUACAAUUUUAGAGGCUUUCCUCUGUUUGUUCAGAAGUGGGAUUUAAAUUAUAACAUCUUUAUCUGGAUUGAAUUUAAGUUUGUCGUUAUGAAAUUUUUAUAUUUUGAAAUUAUCUUUAUUUUUUUGUUAAAUAUCGUGCUCAUAUGCGAUGUGACGAUACGAAGUAUAUUAAAUAUAUAUAUAUUUUUUACUUCAUAGGAGCAUUUGUGACUAACUGCGAGUUGUAACACUGUUGUUGAACGUUAUUAAAAAAAUAUAUUAUAA
Molecule: messenger RNA, 3318 nt
Organism: Plodia interpunctella (Indianmeal moth)
Lineage: Eukaryota; Metazoa; Arthropoda; Insecta; Lepidoptera; Pyralidae
Exons: 6
Coding region: 171-1052 (293 amino acids)
Molecular function (GO): transmembrane transporter activity
Source: RefSeq, a predicted model, not a curated record